AUGGAGGAAACCGAGGUUGUUGAGGAAGGAUCAUAUGCAGGUGCAGCAAUAAUGUGCGCCACGGGAAAGCCCGUUGUCUGGACUGUGGAACAAGGCCCAGUCCAGGGAUUCUCGCUGGAAGGCGAAUCUACCGUUGCACCGACUAUCCGGGGUCCCUUGGGUUCCUGCUGUCCUCAUUGGUUGUCAGUGAGACUAGCUGCACCGGAGGCGUUCCGCCAAGGCCGAACAGCCAAUCUGCGUAAAAGCUAG
Penicillium waksmanii is the source of this 249-nucleotide messenger RNA. RefSeq lists its product as uncharacterized. The record is from RefSeq and is a predicted model, not a curated record. NCBI's taxonomy places the organism in Eukaryota, Fungi, Ascomycota, Eurotiomycetes, Eurotiales, Aspergillaceae. The transcript has 2 exons. Bases 1 to 249 code for a protein of 82 amino acids.